Molecule: messenger RNA, 2239 nt
Organism: Solanum dulcamara
Lineage: Eukaryota; Viridiplantae; Streptophyta; Magnoliopsida; Solanales; Solanaceae
Product: DNA damage-repair/toleration protein DRT100-like
Exons: 1
Coding region: 166-2097 (643 amino acids)
Molecular function (GO): protein binding
Source: RefSeq, a predicted model, not a curated record
CUCUUAUAAGUGCAUGACCUAUCUAAUAUAUUCUUACUAGUGUAAUUUACUCAAACCGCAUGAGGCAACUGUUUUUUAAAGCUACUCUGUAUUUAAUACACCUCCAAAUUCCUAAUCUCCAAUCAUAUACAGUAUUUUUCAUAUCCAGUAAUCACAGCAAUAUCUAUGGGAAUUUGGGGUAGGAGAAAAUCUUUCUUGUUCAUCUUCUUUUACAUAAUCUUGUCUGUUUUUGUUCCAUGGACAUUAGAAUCUUGUCAUUUGGUUGAUAAAACAUCUCUGUUAGACUUCAAGAAAAAAGUUACUUCUGAUCCUUCAAACUUAUUGCAAACAUGGACACUUACAACUGAUUGUUGCAAAUCUUGGGAAGGUAUUGCUUGUGAUUCCAAUGGCAGGGUUGUUAAUGUCUCUCGCCCUGGCCUUGCUUCAGGGGACGAUUUCAUUAUCGAUACUUCAAUUUCUGGAACACUUUCUCCUUCUCUUGCCAACCUCUCUUUUCUUGAAUUGCUUGAUCUUAGUAAUCUCAAGGACUUAACAGGGCAAAUUCCCCCUGAAUUUGGCAAGUUAUCGCGCUUGAGUUACCUCUUUAUUGAUUCUAACAAACUCUCCGGAUCUAUACCUGUCACGUUUAAAUAUCUGUACCAACUCAAGAAGCUUUAUCUAAGUGAUAAUACUCUUUCUGGUACUAUCCCUUCAAGUAUUUUUCAAAGUUGUGUUUCACUAUCAGAACUUGGUCUAUCAGCAAAUCAGCUUUCAGGUCCAAUACCAUCUUCAAUUGGGAGUUUAUUAUCAUUGACCAAGCUUGAUAUGAGCAAAAAUAUGUUCUCUGGAAGCAUUCCAGAGAGUAUAGGAAGACUCAAGAAUCUUGAUUAUGUUGAUUUGUCUGAAAAUCAGUUAUCUGGAAAGAUUCCAAACUCUAUUGGAAACCUUUCCCAAGUAUCUCUAAUGUAUCUGAACCAAAACCAAUUGAGAGGGAAAAUUCCUUCAUCAAUAUCUGGUCUUAGUUCAUUGGUGUUCUGCCGUUUAUCGGAAAACCAGCUGAGUGGCACUAUGCCACCUUCCAUUGGCAAUCUUCCAAAGAUCCAAAGGCUAAUAUUAGAGAACAACAAGCUUAGUGGAAAACUGCCUGCAACACUUGGACAUCUUGUAACUCUCACUGAUAUGUACUUUUCCAAUAACCUUUUUACAGGCAAAAUUCCAUCAAGUUUUGGCAAUCUAAAGAACCUAAUGGCACUAGAUCUGUCGAAAAAUAAGCUCAGUGGUGAAAUUCCUUAUCAGCUUGUAAAACUAGAGAGCUUACAGAUAUUGGAUCUGUCAUUUAAUCCUCUGGGGCUUUCAAGAAUACCAAACUGGUUCAAGAAACUACCACUGUUUCGUCUCAUUUUGGUGAAGACUGGGAUCAGAGGGAAACUUCCAAGUUGGUUGGCUUCAUCAUCAUUAUCAACACUUGAUUUAUCCAACAAUGCUUUGACAGGAAAAUUACCUACAUGGAUUGGUAAUAUGACCAACCUUUCAUUAUUAAAUUUGUCAAACAACGCCUUCCAUUCAUCGAUCCCUGAUGAGUUCAGGAACCUAUCACUUCUGAUGGAUCUUGAUCUUCACUCCAACAGAUUUUCAGGCAACUUGAAAGCAAUUUUCUCCAAGAAGUUUCAAGACCCUCUAGGCCGCUACAAUUCUAUUGAUCUUGCAUACAACAUGUUCAAUGGACCAAUAGACGAAAACAGCGGAAAUGAACCUGUCAUGGACUCUAUUUUGUCACUAAGUUUGUCCCACAAUCCAUUGACAGGACACAUACCAAAAUCACUGGGAAAUUUGACAAGCUUGGAGGAAAUAAAACUAGCCGAGAAUGGGCUAACAGGUGGAAUUCCAAUAGAACUUGGGAACGCCAAGGAACUGAAAACAAUUAUACUUUCAAAUAACAAUUUGGGAGGUGCAAUACCAGCUGAAGUUCUGAAUUUGAAAGACCUCCAAGAAUUUGAUGUGUCGGGAAAUCGACUAAGUGGUAGAAUCCCUCCUCAUAAAGCUAAUAUCCCAAAGUCUGCAUUUUUUGGGAAUAAUAACUUGUGUGGAGCUCCACUUCCUCCUUGUAAGCACACAUAGUAUCUACAAUGAGGAAACUUUCAAACACAAUAUUUCCCUUUUCUUUAUUUAUUUUUCAUUUUCGACAUGAUUGUUCGCCAAAAUGCAUUGUAAUUCAGUUGUACUCACUCAAAUACAUGAAAAUCAUAAGUUAUUCUGACCA